Closterium sp. Yama58-4 is the source of this 4158-nucleotide messenger RNA. The record is from the annotation of a GenBank genome assembly. Lineage: Eukaryota; Viridiplantae; Streptophyta; Zygnematophyceae; Desmidiales; Closteriaceae.
AUGCGCUUUCUCCGCCGCACAGAGGGCAUGGAGGCGGCGAGAAAGGCGUUUCUGGCGGCGAGGAAGGCGCGGGAGUGCUCGUUCCACGUGUAUGUGGCUUCGGCUUAUAUGGAGCUGUGCCACAACAAGGAGAGCAAGGUGGCGCGGAACGUGUUUCAGCUGGGGAUGAAGAAGUUUGGGUCAGAGCCUGGCUUUGUGCGCGAUUGCUGCGGCAUGCCACACUUCCCGCCCCCCCCACUCCCUCCCUCUCCCCCCCCACUCCCUCCCCUCUCCCCCCCACUCCCUCCCCUCUCUCCCCCCCACUCCCUCCCCUCUCCCCCCCCACUCCCUCCCCCUCUCCCCCCCCACUCCCUCCCCUCUCCCCCCCCACUCCCUCCCCUCUCCCCCCCCACUCCCUCCCCUCUCCCCCCCCACUCCCUCCCCUCUCCCCCCCCACUCCCUCCCCUCUCCCCCCCCACUCCCUCCCCUCUCCCCCCCCACUCCCUCCCCUCUCCCCCCCCACUCCCUCCCCUCUCCCCCCCACUCCCUCCCCUCUCCCCCCCCACUCCCUCCCCUCUCCCCAUUUUUAGGUUCUCGCGCUUCUUGAGUCGUCUCAACGACGGCCAUGCAAUGAGGGAGUUGCUGCAGGGCGCCCUAGCGUCCCCGUCCCUCCCACCGCACGCUGCACUCAUGGUGAGUGCUGUCAGCGCUGCACUCAUGGUGAGUGCUGUCAGCGCUGCACUCAUGGUGAGUGCUGUCAGCGCUGCACUCAUGGUGAGUGCUGUCAGCGGUGCCAUGGCAGCUGUGACUGUGACGCAUGAGCAGUCUGCUGCUUGCAAGUCACCCUGCUCCGCAGCAACUCCCGCAGCAACUCCCGCAUUGCCUGCUGCUAGUCUCAACGACGGCCAUGCAAUGCGGGAGUUGCUGCAGGGCGCUCUAGCGUCCCCCUCCCUUCCUCCGCACUCUGCACUCAUGGCCAUGCGGGGAACCCUCUCUCCCCCCAUCCCUCUCUCCCCCAUCCCUCUCUCCCCCCCUCCUCUCUCCCCCCAUCCCUCUCUCCCCCCUUCCCUCUCCCCCCCCAUCCCUCUCUCCCCCCAUCCCUUUUCCCCCCAUCCCUCUCUCCCCCCAUCCCUCUCUCUCCCCAUCCCUCUCUCCCCCCUUCCCUCUCUCCCCCCCUCUCUCCCCCCAUCCCUCUCUCCCCCCAUCCCUUUUCCCCCCAUCCCUCUCUCCCCCCAUCCCUUUUCCCCCCAUCCCUCUCUCCCCCCAUCCCUCUCUCCCCAUCCCUCUCUCCCCCAUCCCUCUCUCCCCCCUUCCCUCUCUCCCCCCAUCCCUCUCUCCCCCCAUCCCUCUCUCCCCCCAUCCCUCUCUCCCCCCAUCCCUCUCUCCCCCCAUCCCUCUCUCCCCCCAUCCCCUCUCCCCCCAUCCCCCUCUCCCCCAUCCCUCUCUCCCCCCAUCCCCCUCUCCCCCCAUGACUUCCCCCCACCCCACUCCGCACCUGUGCUGUGGGAGGAGCUUAUUGAGUGCGAGCAGCUGUUUGGGGACCUCAAUUCACUCAUCAAGGCACAAGAGGGUCGGAGAAAAGCUCUAGCUUCUGUAGCAGGUCCGGGCGGCGCUGCCGAGCCUGAGAUGGAGGUUUGGCGGGAGCAGCAUGACCUGGUAGACCGGUUCAGCUACUGCGGCCUGUUGCCUUGUGACGCGUCAGCUCUCCCACCGAACCUAGAAGCAGGCUCAGCAGGUCCGAAGGUAACGCAGGCUCGGCAAGGGUCAGGGGAGGAUCAGGUGAAGGCGGAAGCAGAGGGUGGGGGGGGGGAGGGGCCUGGGGCGGCUGUUGGUGCUGAUGGUGCUGGUGCUGGUGCUGGUGCUGGUGCUGGUGCUGGUGGGGCGACAGAGGGUGGGGAGAAGGGUGGGGCGGAGAGGGGAGAGCAGCAGCAGCAGAGGGAGGGGGCAGCAGGGGCGACGGGUGUGAAGACACAUCAGUUCGUGGCGAGUGCUGCUGUGGAGUGGAAACCUGGUGAGUGGCUUCCUCCUCCUGUGCCCGGCCCCUAUCCCGAUGUGGAUUUCAUAAUGUCACUUGUCAUUCAAGCAGAGCUCCCACCUGAGGCGCUAGCAGCCAAAUCAGGUGGUCUGCACCGCACCGCGCCACCUGGGAUGGCACCUGGGGCUCCUGGGCCAGGUGGAGGGACAGGUGGCGCCACCCCAUUGGCCGGCAGCAAGCGCAAGGAGCAGGAAGCUGACUCGAAACCGUCCAAAGAUAUCAACUUCGAGCGCGCUGGCGAGGACUACCGGCUUCAACUAGCCCUCGCGCUGCGCCUCGCCGCCGAGGCGUCGUUUCUAGACGAAGCCAGCGAGAGGCGGCGCGGGUCCGGGCGGGCGGGUUUGGACUUUGCGGAGUUCGACGCGCGGGGGAAGGGGGUGACGGGCGCGGGGGAUAGGCGGAGAGGGGGCGCGCGGAAAGGGGGGAGGGACGACGGGAGUGUCGCGCGGGGGAGGGAGGAGGACGAGCGGCGGCCGGGUCAUAAGCUGCAUCCCUGGGAGCUGGAACGAUGCAUCUUUCGGUUCUGGACCACCCAAGUCCUGGAAUACAGCGACGCGGCGGACUCGCGAUUCUACGGGGUGUUUGGGUCGGCACUAAACGCCAAGGUGUGGGGCGUGUGCGCGGAGGCGCGCGGGCAGGGCCACAUGCCGACGCUGGACAUGCUGCGCCAGCUGGCGGCGCACGACACGGCGGUGGACGUGGUGCUGGUUGACUUCGAGGAAGAUUCCUCGCUGAGGAAGCUGGUGUCUAAGCUGGCCGCUGGUUGUGGGAAGCAGGGGAAGCAGGGGGAGGCGGAGGGACAGAGGAAUGGCGAGCCUACGGCGGGUGACGUUGCAAGGGUGGUAGCAGACGCCAUGGGGGGCCCUGUGCCCAACGACCAAGAGAUCUAUGAGGUUUGGGAGGAGCUGGCUCGGGAGAGCAGGGUGCGGGCCGGGUCGCCCAUCAUGCUCAUCGGGAGCAUCAAGCUGGGUCUGAGUCGCCACCGCGCGCUGCUCUUCAAGGCUCUAGCAGAUUACUUUGGCAUCCCGUGUCGCAUGAUUCGAGGGACCAAUGGGGAGGCGCUCAUUGCCACACGCUGCCGCCACAACAGGGAGUGGCUGGUAGAUGUGAUGAGACAUCCGGGUCAGAUGGCCUCUCGCUCACACGAUGGCACCGUGGCAGGUCCCGCCUUCCUCAGGUCCCCCCUGCAGUUCGACCUCCCCUCCCCCUGGUCCGCCUCCCCCGCCCAGUCCGCGCGCCUGCACCUGCACUCGCGUCCCCCCCGCCUCUCUGCGCCCUCCCCCCAGCAGCCCGGCGCAGGGGGGGAGGGCGCAGGGGCGGGGGGAGGGCAAGGGGCGAGUGGGGACGGGAGGGGAGGGUCAGGGGGAGGGGGAGCGGAAGGAGGGGGAGGAGGCGGGGCUGCUGGGGCGGGGAUUGAAUCUGAGCCGUCGGAUGUGGCAGUGAAGGUUUUUCUAGACCAGGACUUGGGCUCACAUGCUCUCGAGGACUUUAGAACAGAGGUGGCCAUAAUGUUCAAGGCGCGCCAUCCCAACGUGCUCUACCUUAUGGGUGCUGUCACCCGCCCGCCCCACCUCUCUAUAGUCACCGAGUUUUGCCCGCGGGGAAGUAUCUUCAGGCUGCUGCAGCAGCCCAAUCGCGAGCUGACACCUCAGCGGAGACUGAGCUUCGCGCUUGAUGUGGCGAAGGGCAUGAACUACCUGCACAAGCGCAAGCCGCCCAUCGUUCACCGGGACCUCAAAACGCCCAACCUGCUCGUGGACAAGGACUGGACCGUCAAGGUGUGUGACUUUGGGCUUUCGAGAUUAAAGCAUCGAACGUUCCUCUCCACCCGCUCUGGCGCUGGCACGCCUGAGUGGAUGGCUCCAGAAGUGUUACGCAAUGAACCCUCCAAUGAAAAGGCGGAUGUGUAUAGCUUUGGUGUGAUCCUGUGGGAGCUAGCAACCAUGCAGCAGCCAUGGACUGGUCUCAACGCUCUUCAGGUGGUGGGAGCAGUGGGGUAUCAGAACAGGCGCCUAGAGGUGCCAGACACGAUUGACAGCAGAGUUGCAGCAGUCAUCAAGUCAUGCUGGAGCGAUGAGCCCUCACUGCGGCCAAGCUUCGAAGAAAUAAUUGGGUUCUUGCGGCAGCAGCAGCAGCUUCGAUAA